GCGCACGGGUCCACUAUAUACCUAAUGGAUACACAGGCGGUGCGCUAACUCCUCCGAAAAAUAUAUCAGUCUGUCUCGGCGCGCCUCGGUGACCCGUCUUCGACGGACGGGCUUCGGAAACAAUAUUUUAUUUUAUAAUUCGGAAAUUCGCGUACACGUGCAUGUUUUGCCUGUAUUUUUUAUAAAUUGAUUCUCAUCGCCUGUGGUAAAUUUUGGCAGCAAGAACAAAAAAUGGGUGCAAAGUCUCGAAGGGGCCAAGUUUGGUUGGUGCUGGCGACGAUCGCGAUUUGGGUGUCCGAGGCAGCGCCAGCGGAUGACAAGCUGACUGUGCGAAUCAUCCACACGAAUGACAUGCACGCGAGAUUCGAGGAGAUUUCAAAGCGCAACACGAUCUGCAGCGAGGCCGAAAAGAAGCACCUGAGCUGUUACGGUGGCUUCGCCAGAAUGGCCACUCUGAUCCGACAAAUGAGAGACGAAGCGCCCAAAUACCUUCCCACCUUCUUCUUGAACGCCGGGGACACUUACCUCGGCUCCAGGCUCUUCACCCUGUACAAGUGGAAGAUCGUCGCGAGGUUCCUCAACAUCCUCAAGCCGGACGUAGCGAGUUUGGGCAACCACGAGUUCGACCAGGGCCCGGACGGUCUGGUGCCAUUUUUGCAAAAUGCGAGCUUUCCCAUCGUCGCUGCCAACCUGGACUUUUCCGGCGAGCCAGACCUGAGAGCGGCCAAGCAGCUAAUGAAAUCGUUCGUCCUGACGGCUAGGGGCCGCCAAAUCGGCGUGAUCGGCUACCUGACCCCGGACACCAUGACGCUGUCGCAGCCGCGUAACGUCAAAUUCCUCGACGAGGUGCCGGCCAUCCGCGAAGAGGCCCAACGUCUCAAAGCUCAGGGAUGCCGUAUAAUAAUAGCCUUGGGCCACUCGGGCUUCGAGGCCGACAAGCGAAUCGGCCGCGAAGUCGAGGACGUGGACCUCGUGAUCGGCGGCCACACCAACACUUUCCUCUACAACGGGCCCCAGCCGGACAUCGAGGUACCCGAGGGACCCUACCCCUACGUCGUGACACAGCCGAGUGGACGGAAGGUGUACGUCGCGCAGGCGUUCGCGUACACCAAGUACCUCGGGAAUCUGGAGAUGGACUUUGACGCGGAUGGCGAGAUAACGAGGAUCGAGGGCCAGCCCGUACUGGUGAACGCUAGCAUUCCCAAAGCCAAGGACGUCGAGGAGGAGGUGUCCAGGUGGGCCGAGGCCGUGAAAAAUUGGACGACCGAGGAGGUGGGCAAGACCAAGGUGCUGAUCAACGGGAACGAGAAGAGCUGCCGGCUCUAUGAGUGCAACUUUGGCAACCUAGUGACCGACGCUAUGAUUUACUGGAACACCAAGUUGUACGACGGGGAGAUUGGCUGGACGGACGCGCCGAUAGCCAUCUAUCAGGCUGGGGGUAUAAGGACGUCCAUAGUGGCGACGAACGAGAACAAGGUGUCGAAGGACGACGUGGUCACCGCGUUGCCUUACGGUUCGCGGGUUCUCAAGGUGUACGUGAAGGCGGAGACGCUCAUGGAGGCGCUGGAGUGGAGCGUCCACGACAGGAUCAGCCAGAACGAGACCGGCCAUGGGGGAUGCUUCCUUCAGUAUUCCGGAAUUCAGGUCACCUACGACAUAUCGAAGCCACAAGGAUCGCGAGUCGUGUCGGCGAAGGUACGGUGUGCCAAGUGCACGGUGCCGACUUAUCUGGACCUCAAAAAGAACGCCACUUACACCGUACUUAUGCCCGAUUUUUUGCACAACGGUGGCGAUGGAUUUCAAAUGCUUCGCAACACGACUUACAAAAAUUUAAACGUAACAACAGCGGAAAUACUCUCGGAUUACGUGAAUCACACGAGUCCAGUGUACCCCGGAGUCGAGGGCAGAAUCAAAUUCGUGCUGACGUCAGCAUCGGAUGCACAAACACCUCAGCAGAACUGCUCGUCGUCAGCGUCAGACAUCACAGGUUUUCACCGGCUAUCGUUUUUCGCGAAGCUCAGUUGUUUCACUUUGGCCUUUUUACUUCUCGCCGUCGUUUAAUAAUUUAUUCCAUUGUCUGAUUAAUUGAUUGUGGGUGUGUGUGCGUGAAUGGGGAAAAAGCGUGUGUCAUUGAAUGGUUUUAUCAUGAGCAAACAAUUUUUUUUUAAUAUUUGUAUUAUGUUAUACUGUGUUCGUCACGAAGCCAGUGAAAUGUGCGUGGGUUAUCUCUGUUGUUGAUUUUUUCUAAAAAAUGCUUUGCGCGUAGUAAAUUUUGUACAUCCUCCUUAAAAUCAAAUAUACAUUGAUUUUCCUCGAGAUGUAAGGCACGAUUCUUUGUAAAAAAAAUUAUUAAAAAAAUUUUACACAAUGAAACCUGCAC
Messenger RNA from Copidosoma floridanum, 2380 nucleotides. RefSeq names its product protein 5NUC. Lineage: Eukaryota; Metazoa; Arthropoda; Insecta; Hymenoptera; Encyrtidae. Gene Ontology annotation, cellular component: plasma membrane. The record is from RefSeq and is a predicted model, not a curated record. Gene Ontology annotation, biological process: AMP catabolic process. Gene Ontology annotation, molecular function: nucleotide binding; metal ion binding; 5'-nucleotidase activity.